ACCAGUAAUGCUACAUUCCUCACAGUGUAUCCAAUUACCCAAUUUCCUCAGGCUUCCUCUCUACUGAUGCCAAUCCCCACCCUGAUUGAUGAGAGCAAGACCGACACACGCCCCCUCCGACAUGUGUGCAGCAGCCGACUGCAUCUUUUCACCUGCACGAGGGUAGUGCGAAGGCCCAAAACAAAAAAAGUAGAUGACUAUGACAGUGAUGAUCCUGCCAGCUAUAAGAAUGAAGCAAUUCCAGAUAAAAAAUCAUCCAAUUUUGUGGAGGAUAAAAUAGAAGAAUUCCACAGUAAAAAAAUCUCGAAUCUUCUGGCUCAUGGGGUGCAAGAAGACAGUGAACAAGAUGAUGCAGAUGAGGAAGAGAUAAUGCCUCUGACACUUGAGGAUUCAGAUGAAGAUGGGGAAAGUGAUGAUGACAAUCAGGAUCAAGAUGAGACUGACAUGGAGAGUGACCUAGAAGGGAAAAGAAAUGAUGAUUUGCCAAAUGACAUGGCCUGGGGACAACGGAAGAAAAUGUACUAUGAUUCCGAUUAUACAACAAAAAAGGGCAAGUCAUUGGAGGAGGUAGAGGCAGAGGACCAGGAAGAAGAGGAGGAAGCCAAAAACAUUCAACAACGACUAGCGGCCAACCUGAGUGAGGAAGACUAUGAUCUUAACCUGCUUCAGGAGUUUGCAACAGAAGCUGAAUUUAAGACGACUGAAAAAUCUGCUGAGAAGGAGCAGAGGAUUGUAAAAGACCUGCAGACGAUGUCACAGAAAGAGAAACUCAAACUGCUUAAGAAAGAGAGUCCAGAGUUAAUGGAGCUCAUCCAGGACUUUAAGGCUAAGCUGACAGAACUGAGAGAUGCGAUUCAGCCAUUAGUGCAGAUGGUAAAAGAUGGACAGAUUCCACCUGGAAAGGGAGCAGAUUACCUUAUAACCAAGCAGCAACUUUAUCUCAACUAUUGCACAAACAUAAGUUUUUACUUGGUUCUAAAAGCCAAGCGAAUUCCAGCACAUAAUCAUCCAGUGAUUGAAAGAUUAUUAACCUACCGAAACUUAAUAAACAAACUAGGACCCAUCGACUCCAAAUUGGAACCUCAACUGCAACAACUGCUGUCUGGAAACCAGGACGAAAGAACAACCAAAAGAGAGAAAGAGGUCAACACGACUAGAACAUCAGAAGAAAGAGAUAUGGAAGUAGCAGAAGAGUCGGAUUUGGAUGAAGAAGCUGCCCUGCUCUUCUACAAAGGCAUUGAGGAAAGGCUUAAACGCAAGAGAAAGAACAAGAAGCUGCCGGACAAUGGGUUGGCGGAGCAAAAAGAGGAUGAGGAAGAGGAAGCCGAGAUGGAUGGAGAUGGAAAAAGAGGCAUUACUUACCAGAUGGCCAAGAACAAAGGACUCACACCGAAGAGGAAGAAGAUUGAUCGCAAUCCCAGAGUCAAACACAGAGAGAAGUUCAGGCGUGCCAAGAUUCGCAGGAAGGGUCAGGUUCAUGAAGUUCGGCGUGAGGAAACAAGAUACAGUGGAGAGCUGUCCGGUAUUCGUGCUGGAGUUAAGAAAGGCAUCAAACUCAAGUGACGAGUGUAGUUACAGCAAACGAUUAAACUGCCUGUGUAUUAUUAAUCUUGAUGUUAGUUCAGAUGUUUAUUUAGUACAAAUUUGUUACUGGAUACAUCACAAUUAAAUAAAAAUACUUCUGUGACCUGG
Molecule: messenger RNA, 1692 nt
Organism: Trichomycterus rosablanca
Lineage: Eukaryota; Metazoa; Chordata; Actinopteri; Siluriformes; Trichomycteridae
Gene: utp3
Product: UTP3 small subunit processome component
Exons: 17
Coding region: 67-1563 (498 amino acids)
Biological process (GO): maturation of SSU-rRNA from tricistronic rRNA transcript (SSU-rRNA, 5.8S rRNA, LSU-rRNA)
Cellular component (GO): small-subunit processome; nucleolus
Source: RefSeq, a predicted model, not a curated record